GUGAUCGAUUGUGUACGGCGAUAUUCUGUGUGUUGUUUCAAUGCAAUACAUUGGCAUAUUUUUCAACGUCUUUGUUCUGUAAGGCUGAGGCCGAUUCGUAAGACUUGUAAUUUUUAGGGCCAAAAGGGUGUCUAAUUUACCAAAUAGUGAAAUGAUAGGGUUGGAUAGCUGUUUUUAACCGCCGCCUUUCUGUAUAUUGCAGUGCUGCCGGCCUCGAUGUGACUCGCUCUGCUGUUGAUUGGACGUGAAGGGAUAUAGAGAAUUAUUACAUAGCAUUCACCGUAUCUCGCUGGUUCACGACCGUGUCGAGAUCUCACUUUUUAUGCAGAAGCACAGCAAGAGCGAGUACCAGGGUGAGGAGACGGUGUUGUAGGGGGUCAAAACAUCUCGGAUUCUCCCACAUUGUGCGGGCGGGGUGUGGAUAAAUUUUAAUCAACACGGAAGCGGAGGUUUCAUAGCAGAUUUUGUGAAAGCUAUAGCUGGAUAUUAUCAGUCAGAAUGGGGUGUACUCUCAGCGCCGAGGAGAGAGUUGCUAUGGAACGGAGUAAAGCCAUAGAGAAAAAUCUCAAAGAAGAUGGUAUCCAAGCAGCAAAGGAUAUAAAACUGUUGCUUUUAGGUGCGGGCGAAUCUGGGAAAAGCACUAUAGUGAAACAAAUGAAAAUUAUUCAUGAAGGUGGUUUUACCAGUGAGGAUAAUAAACAAUUUAAACCUGUGGUGUACAGCAAUACUAUACAGUCCCUUGUUGCCAUUAUCCGCGCCAUGAGCACACUCAACAUUAACUUUGGAGAUAAUGAUAGAGAGUCUGAUGCCAAAAUGGUGCUUGAUGUGAUAGCUAGAAUGGAAGAUACUGAGCCUUUUUCAGAGGAACUUUUAGCAGCCAUGAAAAGACUGUGGGGUGAUAGUGGUGUACAAGAAUGUUUUGGUAGAUCAAAUGAAUAUCAGUUGAAUGAUUCAGCUAAAUACUUUUUAGAUGAUUUAGAACGUUUAGGUGCAAAAGAUUACAUGCCUACAGAACAAGAUAUUCUACGUACUAGAGUGAAGACCACUGGAAUAGUAGAAGUUCAUUUCUCAUUUAAGAAUUUAAAUUUCAAAUUAUUUGAUGUUGGUGGUCAACGGUCAGAAAGAAAAAAAUGGAUACAUUGUUUUGAAGAUGUAACUGCCAUUAUUUUUUGUGUAGCUAUGAGUGAAUAUGACCAGGUUUUACAUGAAGAUGAGACAACUAAUCGCAUGCAAGAAAGUUUGAAGUUGUUUGAUUCUAUUUGCAACAACAAAUGGUUUACUGAUACAUCUAUUAUCCUUUUCCUUAACAAGAAAGAUCUGUUUGAAGAAAAGAUUAAAAAGUCAUCUCUAACAAUAUGUUUUGGAGAAUAUACAGGUAUGGUAGAUCGAGCACAAAUAAUUAUAUGCUGUCAGUUGUAG
Patella vulgata (common limpet) is the source of this 1419-nucleotide messenger RNA. RefSeq names its product guanine nucleotide-binding protein G(o) subunit alpha. The coding region runs from base 499 to 1419 and encodes 306 amino acids. Lineage: Eukaryota; Metazoa; Mollusca; Gastropoda; Patellidae. Gene Ontology annotation, molecular function: GTP binding; G-protein beta/gamma-subunit complex binding; GTPase activity. The transcript has 7 exons. Gene Ontology annotation, cellular component: heterotrimeric G-protein complex. Gene Ontology annotation, biological process: adenylate cyclase-modulating G protein-coupled receptor signaling pathway. The record is from RefSeq and is a predicted model, not a curated record.